AUGGACGACGUUCCCGCCCCCGAGAGGGAGCUCGUGCGGCACUGGGCCCCCGAGCUCGUCGCGCUCUCCUACCUCGUCUCGUGGCUCGGCGCGUACACCAGCACGCAAAUCAUGAUCCACGCAAAGUACACCCGGCGCCCCGUUCUCCGCUGGACGUGGACGGCCUUCGCGAGCGUCGCGUUUGGGUUCUGUGCCAUUUGGUCGAUGCACUUUGUCAGCAUGCUCGCGUGCAGGCUCGACGUCAACGUCACCUUCAACAUCCCCUGGACCAUCUUCUCCGCCUUCAUCGCCGUCAUCUUCACCUUUGCCGCGCUCUCGAGCCCAUAUGCGAGCGAGGCGAUCGAGAACUCGGUCCCCAUCGUCUGGAUCUCUCGCAUCAACCAUCGCUUCUGUCUGCGCCUGGCCCGCGUCUUCGCCUUCGGCCGCACUCACGAGCACGAGCACGGCUAUGCACCUUUGGACACCGAUGACCGCACCCAGCCCGUUCUGCCCGUGGUCGCUGACAGCCCGUUCGCGGACGAGAACGACGAGGAGCACACCAGCUCUGGUAGCAGUGAAGACCACGACGAGGACCUGGAGGCUCUGCGAGGAACCGCGAACGACGCGCCCAUCCCUCGACAUCACCCGGGGACUCAGCAACACACGAACGGUUCGUCGGCCCCAGCACCGCAUCCGUUGACGCCUCCACGCCGGCUCUCGACUACGUCACCUCAUCAUGACAAGGGCGUAUCGACAUCUACCACAGCGACGUCCACGCUUCAUCCUGAUUCGCGCCGGGAGUCAAUAGAUUCAUCGCCCGACAGCACCUCGACUUCGAAUUCUGACGGCUCCAUCUCGAUGUCGUUCACGCACGAUGCGACGCUUACGAGCACCACCACGUCGUCUUCGUCUGUAAACUCAUGGAACGAGCCGCUGCGGCACGUGCUGAGUCGGGAGGCACGGCUGAGGAUCAGGGCGAGAGCGAAGGAGCGACCCAUCCCCCACUUCGGCUUCCGGUACUGGUGCAGCAAGUACUGGAACUCGGUUAAUCCUUUCCUGUUCAUUCGGGCCGCGGUCUGGGCAGCCGCGAUCGUGUUCAUGCACUACAGCGGCAUGUGGGCGAUGGAGAUCCCCGAGGGGCGGAUCGAGUGGUCCGGGCCGCUCGUCGCGCUGUCGUACGCGGUCGCGGUCGUCGUGUGUUUCGUGGGCUGCCUCGCGAUGUCCCAUAUGGAGUCGCACUUUGGACAGCAAAUCGUCUUCAGCACCAUCGCCUCCGCGGGGUGUUCGUCGAUGCACUACACCGGCAUGGCGGCUGCGACGUUCUAUACCCGCGCCGCUCCCGUUCCAGACCCGGGCUACCCGGCGUUCCUGCCGGUGGUCAUCCGUAAUGUCGAGCGCGCUGCUCGCGCACGCGGCGCUGACUGCGCGGAACCGGAUGGCGGAGAUGAUCCUGACGAAGCGGCGCUGUGGCGGAUCAUGGCGGAGAAGGAGGCGGCGGAGCAGGCGAUCGAGCUCAAGCAGCAGUUCAUCUCGGUGGCGAGUCACGAGUUCGUUGACACGGUGCAGAUCCGGACGCCGUUGCAUACCGUGAACGGAUACUGCGAGCUGCUGGUGCGGACGGAGUUGACGGAGGAGCAGUCGCUCUACGUCACAAGCAUUCAGCAGGCGUGCCAUGCAAUCAACGUGAUCGCAGGAAAUGUCCUAGUAAACUCGACCGCAACAACUCGGAGCUUCCGCUCGGCCGUGCUCAUGGAGGUGCGCAAGAUGCUCGAAGACGUGGCCAAGAUCACAGAAGCUCGGGGGAUCCAGCCCGGCUCGCCUAAGGGAACGGGCCUCGGUCUCAGCAUCGUCAAGCACCUCGUGCAGCGCAUGGGCGGCACCGUCGACGUCGACUCCACCGAGGGUGAGGGCACAACGUUCACCGUCGAACUGCCCGUGAUGCUGCACUCGCGCUCACCAUCGCCCACGUCCUCCCGCACGCACCCACACAAGGAGCCAGAGCGGCAGCCGAGCGUCCCCGUUGUGCACCGUCGGAGACGCGUGCGCGUGGUGUACCGUGACACGCGCACACAGAAGCAGUACCUCCGCUUGUGGGCGGCCGCAGGUCACACCGCGUGUGCAGGCGCACCGUCGGCGUCCGCAUCGGAGCUCGCGGCGGGCGUCGACGUGAUCUGGACAGACACUGAGACCGCGGUGGGCUCGCCUGGUCUGCGCGCGCUGAUGCGGGUGAAGGAGCAGGAGCAGGCGCACGGCACGGCACGUGUGGCGGUUUUCGUCGUGCACUCGGACGCGCACGAUCUCGCGCCGCUCGACGACGACUUCGAGGACGGCGCGGCGGUCGUGCUGGUAAAGCGGCCGGUGGUGAUGCACACCGUCGCGGAGUGGGUGGAGGCGCCGGAGGGGCGGAUGGGGGCGCAUGUGCGGCAGACGAAGGUCCGCUUCGCGCUCCCGGCCGCGAGUGACACCGACGGCGAUAGCGACGGGGAGACGGAUGAGGAGGGGAAGGACGGGUUGCUGCCCCCUCCUGCCCCGGCGCUGCGGGAGAAGGCUCCCUCGAAGGUGGUCCUCCCGGGGGGCGCGAGCGCAAACGGCCAGGGGGUGCUGAAGGCGACUGGGGAAGUAGAGGUGAUCCCGUUGUCGCCUGUUCAAGCUGCCCCGGUGUCAGCUCGACCAUUGGUGCUGUUGGUUGAGGACAAUCAGAUCAAUCAACGAUUAGGACAGCGACUGCUGGAGAAGCUAGGCUAUGCCGUCGCGACCGCAAACGACGGACAGCAAGCACUCGACGCGGUCCGUCAGACUGAGUUCGUGUGCUGCCUGAUGGACUGCCAGAUGCCUGUACUCGAUGGGUUUGGAGCGACGCGGAAAAUCCGCGAGCUCGAGGCCAGAGGGACGAUGUCCGGUCGAUUACCAAUCAUUGCGCUCACUGCGAACGUGACGCACGAGAGCGAAGACGAGUGCAAGGCGGCAGGCAUGGACCACUUCCUGCCCAAGCCACUCAAAAUGAACGGUGCGCAUCCCCAUUCUGGGUCUCACUGGAACCCGACCGACCCUCCGCCAGAUUUAGAUGAUAACAUCCGACGACUUCGACGGACAGUUUCGUCGCCGUCGCCGUGA
Messenger RNA from Epithele typhae, 3093 nucleotides. RefSeq lists its product as uncharacterized. The record is from RefSeq and is a predicted model, not a curated record. Gene Ontology annotation, biological process: phosphorylation; phosphorelay signal transduction system. NCBI's taxonomy places the organism in Eukaryota, Fungi, Basidiomycota, Agaricomycetes, Polyporales, Epitheliaceae. Gene Ontology annotation, molecular function: phosphorelay sensor kinase activity. Bases 1 to 3093 code for a protein of 1030 amino acids. The transcript is spliced from 12 exons.